Messenger RNA from Salvelinus fontinalis (brook trout), 2869 nucleotides. Its product is annotated as 40S ribosomal protein S24. NCBI's taxonomy places the organism in Eukaryota, Metazoa, Chordata, Actinopteri, Salmoniformes, Salmonidae. Gene Ontology annotation, molecular function: structural constituent of ribosome. The transcript has 4 exons. Gene Ontology annotation, biological process: translation. Gene Ontology annotation, cellular component: ribosome. The record is from RefSeq and is a predicted model, not a curated record. Bases 79 to 579 code for a protein of 166 amino acids.
CAGCUUCCAUUCAGGCAUUUGGUUGGCCAGCUUCGGGCCCUUCCUCCUUUUCCUCAUCCCUGAGAGGCUGAUGCCAAGAUGAACGACACAGUGACAGUCAGAACCCGGAAGUUUAUGACAAACCGGCUGCUUCAGAGGAAGCAAAUGGUUGUUGAUGUCCUCCAUCCGGGCAAAGCCACAGUCCCUAAGACUGAGAUCAGGGAGAAACUGGCCAAAAUGUACAAGACCACCCCCGAUGUGGUGUUCGUCUUCGGCUUCAGGACACAGUUUGGUGGCGGCAAGACGACGGGUUUCGCCAUGGUCUACGACUCUCUCGACUACGCUAAGAAGAACGAGCCCAAGCACAGACUGGCCAGGCACGGUCUCUAUGAGAAGAAGAAGUCCUCCAGAAAACAGCGCAAGGAACGCAAGAACAGAAUGAAGAAAGUACGAGGCACCAAGAAAGCCAGUGUGGGUGCUGCUGGCAAAAAGGUAACUUGGCUGUUCCCCCUAUGGUGCAUUCCUCUUGUUCUAGUAUGGGUGCGUCUCAAUAGUCACAAUUUUACACAAGCUGCUUUUGUUGUCUUUCCUCUGCUUUGAUUUGAAAACGCAGUGGGUGAUUUGAAAACGCAGUGGGUGAAUGUGUAAUGGUGAAUGGCUACAAGAUGUAUGUACAAGAUGUAUGUUUUCACCCAAGAGAACUUCAAAUCUGUGCGGGUGGAAGAGGCAGUUUAAGACUAUUGAAACACCCCAAGUGCCACUUCAUUCUUAUUAAUUAUUCAUUACAUGCAUAUCUUUUCCACUUCCUAAGUCUUAGUUUUGUCUUUACUUAUGUGUUCUUACUGUUUUAAUGAGUCAUCUUUUUCUCUCGACAACUGUUCUUUGGGACUGUAGAAGGUAAAUGUUUUCAUCAGUAGACUAACUGCUGUGUGUAGAUAAUGCUACUGUAGUCUUCCUAGCUGACUUCAUCCCAAUACUCCCUUUUAUAUAACCAAAAAGGCUACUGCCUUUUUACAUGUGGAUUUCUUUCAUGUCCACAUUGGGUUUCAGUUUAGUCCCCUACCAGUUAGAAUGAGCAGCUAGGUAUUAACUCAUGACCCUAAUUUUGGUGAGUGUGAACUGAACACUAAUAGUGGUUUAGAUCCCAAGUUAAACCAUAUUGUGUGGUCUUAAGACUCAAGAGUAGAUCGCCAACUGGAUCACUGAAAGACUAGAAACUAGAGCCGUUUCUCAAUUCAUUCCUGGACGACCCCAAUGGAGAACAUAUGUUUGUUUUAAUCCAGCACUAACACAUAAUUCAACUAGUCAAGUCUUAGUGCUGGGUUAGAACACAAAUAUACACCCCCCAAGAAUGGAUUGAUAGACUUUCUAGAAGCUGCAUUUGUGUGUUUUUAUCGAAAUGCCCUCAUCUAGUGCUCAGCAUUCAGUUUGGAUUGUAUUCUUUUCCUGGGUGGAGUUGACUGAAUUUUGUAAUUCAUCUUCAGUGCAAAUCUUAUCCCUUUCAGGGGUCUACUCUAUAAGUAAAGUAUUUAAGUAAAAUAGCUUAACAUUAUUUUCAUCCUUUUGCCUUUCUUUUGCCUCCUGUGGAUUUCUUUUACAGAAAUGAGGUCUGUUCCAGGUAUAAAGCAAAGCGGGCAUGGCGUGCUGUUAUUCAUGUGUUGAAAUGAACAUUUACUCCUAUAUCCUGGUAGCACUAGUUGAGACCGGUCUCUGCAUGUCUCACCUGUAGUCUUUCCACAACCUUUUAUCUACCAAUACCAACCUUCCCUCUUCAACCCACCCUAUUUCCCUAAACUCCUAAAGUUACCAUGGCUGGUGGUACUUAUACUCUGACAAAUAAUCUUAUAUCCACUAACGUCAUAUCAACUUAAAGAAACACUAAAUUACACUACUACUUUGCUUCUAAAGGUUACUAUUCUUAUUCUGCUGUUAAACUAUUACAUCUUUGUAUUUGUCAACCGCUGAGUAGGGUUAUGCUAACAUGCAGUACAAGCGGUGGCCUCCGGUCGUGUAAUAAAGCAAGUCUAGAGUGAUUCAUUGGAUAAUAAGUUCUAACCAACUACUGUCUGUGUGAGACAACUGAACCACAUGUCCACUUAUACAACUUUUCUGAAACGUUAACCUUCAUAGUUUCAUUUAGGAAUGUAUUUCAUUUAAUGUAAUCUUUUAAAUAUAUUUUGAUGUUUUAUUAUACUAGACUGCCAAAUAAAUUGGUAUCUUCACUGAGCUGAAAAAUGUAAGAUGCACUAUGCAGAAAUUGCUCUGCCAUUACCUGGUUGCUAAAAUUCUAAGUUUGCCUACUUUCAGUUUGUGACAACAAGCAAGUAUUGUUGAAUCAUCGUACCAUCUAAACCGCUGUGAAAUAUAUUUUCCAUAAACAUAAAAUAUUGUAUUUUCAGCCGUUUGAAGCUGGUGUACAAAACCAAAAGUGAGACACAAAAACCAAACUUAAGAAUGGGAAGCAUUGAAAUAAUGCACAUAGAACAGAUCUACUGCUUCUUAGACUUGCUUUCAAUGACGGACCUAUAACAAAUUUCUGUGAUUUUGGAUGGUUGCCCAAAAAGUUUCAUUGCUGCUUUAUCUGUAAUUUUGCAGUUGAAAUUUGGAUGCAUUUACUAUAAGAAAUGUGUAGGUUGAGCCCACGUCCCUAGCAAAUGCAUCUGUUCCCACGCCCAAUUUCAAUACUAUUACCCUCCCUCAGCCCAAAAAUGAGUUGACCCCCCCCCCCCUUGAGUAUAGUGGUGGCUAGAUAAAUAGUGAACUUCUGUUUUGCAGAUGAACUAACUUCCCUUCCUCUGUUUUCCUACAGUGAGCCCGGAGAAUCAGGGAUGGUCCUCGUGCUCAAGAUGUUCUUGUAUAUUGUCAUCAAAUAAAACGUUUGUAAAAGUCA